GGCACUGCAAUGAGAGAGUGUCAGCAGAUGAUCUCAUGACAGUUCAAGCAAUCCAUUUCUGAAGACGUUCACCACCUUUUGCCAAUGAACACCCUCAAGUCUGCUGCACCCUCCCUAAAAGAACUGGAACAUGCUAUGGACAACUGCAGGAUGGAAUUAAAUGAGAUAGACGAAGUGUGGUCCAAUAUUUAUAUAGGCGGCAUCGUGAUAGCACACAACAAAGAAGAACUGAAGAGAUACGGCAUCACUCACAUCCUGAACGCGGCACAUAAUGCCUGGGGAAGCAAAGGAAACCAAGCCUUUUACAGCAGGGAAUUCUUGUACCAUGGAAUAGCAGCUGAAGACUCCACAGAUUUUGACCUGAGUGUAUAUUUCUAUCCUGCCUCUGAAUACAUUCAUAAAGCACUAAGUUCUCCAAAUGGAAAGAUUCUGGUUCACUGCAUUCUAGGUAAAAGCAGAUCGGCAACCCUGGUUCUGGCAUAUCUCAUGAUCCAUCACAAUUUCUCCCUUGCUGCUGCUCUUGAAAAGAUUCUGCUGAGUCGAGCCAUUUCCCCAAACCGAGGGUUCCUGAAACAACUGCAAGACCUGGAGCUGGAGCUGAGGCACAGGAUAAGUUUGUGUCAACUUCAGUAAUGUGAAGAAAGGAUCAAUGUCAAAUUAUAUAAUUGACAGCCUGUGUAGUUUAGUAGACUCAAUGUCAAGGUAAUUGUCCUCAAGUCCAAUUCUUUAUUUCCUGUCAUACAGUAUCAUCAUCAUCAUCAUCAUCAUCAUCAUCAUCAUCAUCAUCAUCAUCAUCAUCAUCAUCAUCACCAUCAUUAUAUGGCAAUGGACAUAAUUCCUUGCUUGCUUGAUCAAUUAAUAUUGAAUGCUCUGUUUAGUUAAGGUUAUUUAGAAAUAUACUAUCAUACUUUGCCAAGCUAUCUAAGCCAUCAUCAUCAUUAAUAGAUUAUUAAUCACACUGAAUCCAUCAUUAUAGUGAAAAAUAUAGCCCCUUCAUGACAGAUAAGGAAACUGAAACAGAAAGGAGGGGAAAUCACAUACAGUAGAGUCUCACUUAUCCAAGCUAAACGGGCCGGCAGAAGCUUGGAUAAGCGAAUAUCUUGGAUAAUAAGGAGGGAUUAAGGAAAAGCCUAUUAAACAUCAAAUUAGGUUAUGAUUUUACAAAUUAAGCACCAAAACAUCAUGUUUUACAAAAAAAUUAACAGAAAAAGCAGUUCAAUAUGCAGUAAUGUUAUGUUGUAAUUACUGUAUUUACAAAUUUAGCACCAAAAUAUCACGAUAUUUUGAAAACAUUGACUACAAAAAUGGCUUGGAUAAUCCAGAAACUUGGAUAAGCGAGGCUUGGAUAAGUGAGACUCUACUGUAUCAAAAAGUCAAUUGGGGGAGGGGGGGAACGUACUGCUCAAACACAAGUAAGUCAUUGUAGGAUAUCUCCCACGCAUGAAUUAUUGGCAACUUUGGAGUAAAUUAAUAGGUUGUUCUUAAUACGCUUUAGCUUCUCUUGUAACAACAAACAUGCCAUGGCAUCUUUUAUGGGAGUCCUUGCGUUUGUAUGUUGGUCAGAAGAUAGUUAUACAGCUGCUCAGGCCUUUCAUACAGAUUUCAUAACCAUAAGGAAAUCCCUAUCAUUUAGACUCCUGAAAUGUGGCGUGUAUAUACUUCCAAGGAAACACAUGUACUAUGAACAAUUUGGAAACAGGACACCAGUCCCACAAAUAGGGCAUCCAAAGUGUACCACAAAUGGCUUGGGGAUUUUUCCAAGCCACCGAGAGAGCUGAAAUGUAGCACACAUAAUUAACUUUAAGCUAAUUGAUUUAAGUCUGAAAAAUGACACAUUUAUUAUUCUUCCCUUUAAAAGGACAGAUGAGAAAUGUAUCUUCAAAAGUAAUUUGAUGAUAACUACAACCUGAACCUUGGCCUAUCUGAAGCUCAAGAAUAAUUAUAAGGGGGGCCGAGGGACCCGGGGGGGGGGGGUCUCAUAAAUAUCAGCUAGCUCAGAACAUACAAACGUGAGAUGCUUGAUUUUGUCUUAGAUUUGGAAGAGACACACAGUCAGAUGCAAUAAGAUACAUGCAACUAUAGUACUGUCAUUUACAAAUAUAAAGCUAUGAAGGUGGAGCAGAUAGUAUUAUACCACAUAUAUUGACAGUAUUAAGCAGAAUGGCUUUAGCUAUAGAAAACAUUGUGACAGUAGAAAUACCAUGUUUUAGCUAUGACAUCCCAGAGAUAACUUUGGGAUACUUGAAGAAUGUGCAAUAGUCAACUAAGACCCUAUUGAUCAGGACCCUUCUGUCCAUCAUUUAAGACAACCUCUAGAGCUAGUUAAGAUAAAAGUAGAGCACAGUUGUAUCAACAGCUACAUUUAGGCUCAACUUUCAGGAUCCACUCCUUCUAGGGCCCACAUCACAUGAAGACUUCCUUCUGUUUCUACACACUUUUAAAAUCAGAGUCCCAUGAAUACCAUCAGAUUUUGUAUGACUAUUUUUGGGUGUUGAUCAUGAUACUCCAUUUCUUAGAAAACUGGGCAUUUUUGUAGCCAGGUAGCUAUCAACUCCGGUCAUCUAUAUGCACUUAGAAGUGUAAAAAGAUGCAAAUGUAUAAUGGCAAUUGUUGCAUUUCUCCAUGUAAUUAGCAUUUUAUUAUAUUUACUUGUUGGUAUUCAAGUGGACGGUCUUAGGUUUUCCUCAGUUCUACUUGCUCCACAAGGAUGGACCCUUCAACAGUAAUUUUAAAAAAUAACUACAGUAGAGUCUCACUUAUCCAGCAUUUGCUUAUCCAAUGUUCUGGAUUAUCCAACAGAUUUUUGUAGUCAAUGUUUUCAAUACAUUGUGAUAUUUUGGUGCUAAAUUCAUAAAUACAGUAUUUACUACAUAGCAUUACUGCAUACUGAACUACUUUGUGUGUCAAAUUUGUUGUAUAACAUGAUGUUUUGGUGCUUAAUUUGUAAAAUCAUAACCUAAUUUGAUGUUUAAUAGGCUUUUCCUUAAUCUCUCCUUAUUAUCCAACAUAUUCGCUUAUCCAAUGUUCUGCUGGCCCAUUUAUGUUGGAUAAGUGAGACUCUACUAUAUAUGAUGAAAUUACCAAAAUGUCAUAAUAUUGAGUAUUUCCCAAAAUCCCGAGACUUUGCACUUCUGUUACUGUUUAGUUACCUUUUUUUUUGUAAAGGGGAAAAGAAAGUGAUAUGGGUGGAGACUACCUUUCUGUAUGUGAUGGCAAAUGAAGUAGGUGAUUGCUGUUGAGAUGGUUGGAGUCUAUAACAUGUGAUGUGGUAGACUAAAUUCUCUGUUUUCAAACAACACGGAAAGCCACAUAAUUACAAUAAGAAGACGGUUUCACCCGCUUUAUCCCCCAAAUGGGAUGAAGUCCUAAGAUAACUUGCAAGAGACCAAAUAGUAUGAUAUAAUGUUUUGCAGUUUCUGCCAUCAGGAAUGUGAUUGCUGAGGCAUCACCACUUUCUGAAGCAAUGCCUGUUAAGAUAGGUUUCCAUGGGAUGACUUCAGACAUGUGUUUUCCUUCCUGGCACCUGUUGGCUUUUGCAGUAAUUGGAUUACCAGUAAGAAAAGCUGAUUGAACAAUCUUUGAAUAAGCUCCACUAUUACUGCAAGGCUGCUACAUCUUGGCCAAAGAAAGACUUGGUGUCUUCCACAGGAUCCAGAGGCCUUGGAAGCAUAAUGGCCUGCCACAUCCAAAAGGCCACUGGAACAACAGGAAUAAAAAUUCUAGCACUUUCUGAACAAUCAUGGGACUCUUUUUCCACCCGAGAGAUUUUCAUGUGACUCCAGGUAUAUAGGUAUGUGAUAUAGGUAUAUAAACCAAAUAUUUAUUUGUUUAUUAGAAAACUUCUGUAAUGCCUUCCUAUAUCACCUUUCUCCAAGGACCCAAGGCAGUUUACAAGAACAGCUAAAUAUGCAACUAAAAUUUAAACCAUUAAAAUAAUCCCAUGCAUUCCUGUCAAACAUAAAAUUGUCAUUAAAAGGGGUAAAGACAUAUAAAAUUCUCAGAAAGAAAAAAUAUGAUUAUAAAGUGCAGAUUUCAGAUUUUUUCUAAAGGACAAGAAGGUGCGGGCUUCUCUUAUUGUUUUUGGUAGAGCAUUCCAGAAUUUUGGAGCCGCACCUGAGAAGGUACAAUCUCUAGACAGUUUUAAGUGUCAACUGUUCCUAAGCUUAGUGGAGAAGAGCGUAUCGAUACUGCAUCUUAGGCAUCUAGCUGGCUUGCAUUAAAGGACACGCUGUCUCAAGUAUUGUUGUAGCUCAGCCUGAGCCUGAGAUUGGGCCUUUUCAGCCAGUAAUUGUCCCUGCACCUGCUUUGCCAGAGGACUCUGGCUUUGGGCCUGACAUGCAGCCAAAGUUUGUUCCAGUGGAUUCUGGGACCAGAGACCGAAUGGUUGCAAGCAGGCAUUGUGAGCCACAUUCCUCCUAGCAGUCAAGGUCAAAUCUCCAGGUGCCAAAUGGAUAUUCUAGUUUAGAGGAAGAUAAUGAGUUUGACAGGAGGGAAGCGAUAACUCACCAAAGGAGGGAACAAGAAUGUUUGCGGAGAAGCAAACGAUUGCUUUUGAAGCGCUCUAAUGAGUAGUUUACUCAUGAGAGGAAGAGUUUUCUCAUGAAAGGAAGACCUUGGAUUUUCCUUAAAUGCCUGGUUCUUCUCUGUCAUAGCAGAGGUGGUAACAUUGCUUAUUCAAGAAAGAAGGAUCUUUGCUCCAUGUUCCUGUGUAUCCUGCUUCAAGUUCCAGCCUUGUCUUGGUCUAUGUUUCCAGUUGGAUUUCAGUGACUUUGCUGUUUGGUUUUUAUUAUGGUCAAGACCCUUGCCUUGUGAUCCUUCAUUGACUUAUACCUUGGAUUAUCUUGGAGUUAUUCCUGAACCCUAGUCCUGUCUUCCUGUGGAUCCUGGAUUCAUGCCUUGGAAAUACAGUAGAGUCUCAUUUAUCCAACACUCGCUUAUCCAACAUUCUGGAUUAUCCAACACAUUUUUGUAGUCAAUGUUUUCAAUACAUCGUGAUAUUUUGGUGCUAAAUUCGUAAAUACAGUAAUUACUACAUAGCAUUACUGUGUAUUGAACUACUUUUUAUGUCAAAUUUGUUGUAUAACAUGAUGUUUUGGUGCUUAAUUUGUAAAAUCAUAACCUAAUUUGAUGUUUAAUAGGCUUUUCCUUAAUCUCUCCUUAUUAUCCAACAUAUUUGCUUAUCCAACAUUCUACUGACCCAUUUACAUUGGAUAAGCGAGACUCUACUGUACUAUACUCGAUAUCUCUUAGGACUUAUUUUGAUAUCCAGUUCUGGACUAUGCUCUUUGAGUGGCUUUUAUAGACUCUUGCUUCAUGAACUUCAAAUACCUUGCUCUUCUGGAUUUAAAUCUAUUUUAUUGACUUAGAACUUUAUUUGCUUGUGCCUACUUAUAACCUUCAAUAAACAACUUGCUUGCUUA
Molecule: messenger RNA, 5420 nt
Organism: Anolis carolinensis (green anole)
Lineage: Eukaryota; Metazoa; Chordata; Lepidosauria; Squamata; Anolidae
Product: dual specificity protein phosphatase 26
Exons: 3
Coding region: 85-633 (182 amino acids)
Biological process (GO): negative regulation of MAPK cascade; protein dephosphorylation
Cellular component (GO): cytoplasm
Molecular function (GO): protein tyrosine/serine/threonine phosphatase activity; MAP kinase phosphatase activity
Source: RefSeq, a predicted model, not a curated record